This is a messenger RNA of Parathielavia appendiculata, 2577 nucleotides long. RefSeq lists its product as uncharacterized. Gene Ontology annotation, molecular function: DNA-binding transcription factor activity, RNA polymerase II-specific; zinc ion binding; DNA binding. Gene Ontology annotation, biological process: DNA-templated transcription; regulation of DNA-templated transcription. The coding region runs from base 1 to 2577 and encodes 858 amino acids. Lineage: Eukaryota; Fungi; Ascomycota; Sordariomycetes; Sordariales; Chaetomiaceae. The transcript is spliced from 4 exons. The record is from RefSeq and is a predicted model, not a curated record.
AUGACGCCGACACCGCCAUCGACGACGACGUCGUCGACUGGCCGGUCGCCAGAACCUCAAUAUCGCGUUGUCCGCAAGAGAAACAGGGUGCCUCUCAGUUGCUACCCCUGCCGGACGAGAAAGAAGUGCGACAGGUCUCACCCAUGCACCAACUGUGUCAAGCGUGAGGGCGCAGACACACUCUCCUGCUCGUACGCCACUCCAGUGUCCCGCAGGAAGAACCAAAGUCAAGGGGAGCCCACUCCGGAUGACAUGCAAAACCGCAUCGACAGGCUCGAGGGCCUAGUCUUGUCCUUGAUGCAUGGGGGAGCCAACGUUGACGUCCCCUCGCUACGCGGCUCCUCCUCAAUAUCCUCUGGCGGCGCUGCUUCCAACGCAUCGCCGUCUGCCGCAGACAGCGGCUCCUUGCCGCUCAAACUCGAGGGGCACGAUGACGGCGCAAUGCAGGAUGACGACGAGAGUGAUAUUGACGAAGGUCUCGCCAAGUCCCUUGGGGUCUUGAAGAUGGAUGUCGUGCGCUCAAAGCACAUCUAUCUUGGGGAGGAGCAUUGGCACACCAUCCUCCUCGAUAUCGCAGAGGUCAGGAACUACUUUGCGAACCAUAAAAAGGACCUGGAGAAGAGCUACGAGAGAAUCAAACAGACCAAACCCCCAAAUGCCAAACAACCGCCAACCUUGCUGAUGGGCGCCACUCCUGCCACCGAGGUCGAACUCAGAGCAGAGCUGCCGCCCAAGUCGACCGUCUUGGCUCUGUGCGCAAGGUUCUUCGCCAACAUGGAAAGCGCCUGCAGCAUUGUUCACCAGCCGACAUUCUAUCAGCAGCUUCGAGACCACUGGCAAGACCCGCCCAAGACUCCCAUCAUGUGGCUGGCCUUGUUAUAUUCGAUCCUGUGCAUGGCUAUGCUCAGCUACCACAAGGUCGGAGAUGAGCCGCCCGAAUGGAAAGGCCGCGUGCUUGACCUGGCGAACGAGUACCGGUUGAGGACAGUGCAGUGCUUAAUCGCCGGCGACUACACGCGACCGUCACAGCAUACUCUUGAGGCCCUGCUGAUGUACUGCUUCUGCGAGUAUUCGUCUCGCUGGGAUAGCGAUGUGGGUCUGUGGCUCCUGGGAUCCAUAGUCGUGAGAAUCGCGCUUCGGAUGGGUUACCAUCGCGAUGGCAAGUCGUUUCCCGAACUGACACCAUUUGAGGCGGAGAUGAGACGUAGGAACUGGGCUCUCCUUCGGAUGCUCGACGUCUUCCUCUCACAUCAAUUAUCACUGCCCGGCAUGAUAUCAGAGAACGACUAUGACACAGAGUUGCCCCACAACCUCUACGACGAGGAAUUCGGGCCAGACACGAAAGUGCUGCCGCCCUCGAGACCCAGCACCGAGCCGACGCCCGUCAGCUACAUGAAUGCGAAGGUCAAGUUUUCCACGCACCUCGGCACCAUCCUGCAAGCGACAGGCCGGAUAAAGAACCAGGUGCAUUAUGACGAGAUCCUUCGACUCGAUGCCAAAUUGCGCGACCUCAGGGCUGAGCUGCCUCUCCACCUGAGGAUGCAGCGCAUCGAGGGCUCAUCGGACCCGUUGAACGUUGUUAUGGCGCGCGUCCACAUGGAUGUUCUCUACCUCAAAAUCAUGUGCUUGCUUCAUAGGAAAUACAUCCCGCGAGCGAGGCACAACCCCAGAUACGCUCACUCGCGGCGCACCGCCAUCGAGGCGUCUUUGGAGGCGUUGCGGCACCUGACGAGGCUGCAUCGGGAGACGCAGCCUGAGGGGCGCCUACAUUCGGUCAAGUGGUUCUUCACAUCGAUUGCGACCAAGGACUUCGUUCUUCCUGCCAUGCUCAUCGCGCUGGACCUGCAUUUCGACAACGUGAGCCAGAGGUCGGCAGCGCACCAAGACGCGCAGAGCCUGUACUUCUGGUCCCGAGCCCAGCGCCAGGAGAUGAUCAAUAGCCUCGAGAUGACGACGGAAAUCUGGAAGGGCUUGGCCGACACCUCCAUCGAAGCCGUCAAGGCCGCCAAUACUAUCGAGAUCAUGCUAGCCAAAAUCAAGAGCUUCGGAGGUGCUGAUGGACCCACCAGUCCGGUCGAAAGGCCACUGGCCACGGAGCCGACUGGGGCCGGAAGGUCUAGCGAGUUGCAGUCGAAACACUCGGCAGCCGGGACACGAGGCAUGCUUUCCGGGGGGCCGGUGUCGACCGCUCCCUUGGGCGGGGGAUCCGCCUCGGUGGACGCGCCGUACGCGGCGUUCAACCUGGGUUUGGACUCGGCCAAUGCAGGCUUGAGCCCAAGCCUGGGGCCGGGCACAAGUAGCGGUAUGGGAAAUCUGGCCGCACCGGAAUUCUCCAACGCGAUGCUAGGCUUUGAGGGCGGCCAGUCGCCGUUGGCCAUGUUUGACACCAUGCCGAGUGGUAACAUGGAUUUUAUGAGCAAUUUCGACUGGGACUCGUUUGACAGUUACACACAAACUGCAAACUUUGGCGGCGAGUCUUUGCAGUUCUUUUCCGGCAAUCCAGAACAGCAACAGCAACCAUUGCCGGGAGGUGCUGGUUUGUUUCCUUAUGGCUUGGACUUGAAUGGAGCAGGCUGA